Messenger RNA from Harmonia axyridis, 1478 nucleotides. It is a transcript of the gene Mettl14, whose product is annotated as N6-adenosine-methyltransferase non-catalytic subunit. NCBI's taxonomy places the organism in Eukaryota, Metazoa, Arthropoda, Insecta, Coleoptera, Coccinellidae. Bases 96 to 1274 code for a protein of 392 amino acids. Gene Ontology annotation, cellular component: RNA N6-methyladenosine methyltransferase complex; nucleus. The transcript has 5 exons. The record is from RefSeq and is a predicted model, not a curated record. Gene Ontology annotation, molecular function: mRNA binding.
GUACAUUCAAACAACUAACCUUACAUUUGCAACUGUCAUCGAUAUAUGAGUAAACGAAAUUAGAAAUAAACGAAACUAAUUGUUAUUUGUUAACAAUGGGAGAUAUUCUGAAAGAAAGACGUGAAAAAUCGCGCAAACGAAAACAAUUAUUAGCACAAACUCUCGGUGUUUCAGGGGCAGAAGAACUUCGUGAAAUUUUAGGAACUGAUACUGGUACAACUAAGAAAAAAAAUCCUGGAGCUUCAUCUUCCCAAGAAGAAGUGAAAUAUGAUUACAAAAAGGAUACCCCCGACGAAUUAGUUUAUAGAGAUUCUUCUACAUUUUUGAAGGGUACUCAAUCAUCAAAUCCACAUAAUGACUAUUGCCAGCAUUUUGUCGAUACAGGACAGAGACCUCAAAAUUUCAUAAGAGAUGUAGGUUUAGCUGAUCGAUUCGAAGAAUAUCCCAAAUUACGUGAACUAAUUAAGCUCAAAGAUGAAUUGAUUGCCCAAACUGCAACUCCGCCUAUGUAUCUUAAGGCUGAUCUUUCAACGUAUGAUUUGAAAAAUUUGAACAGUAAAUUUGAUGUGAUUCUUAUAGAACCGCCCUUAGAAGAAUAUCAAAGAUCAAUGGGUGCAACUAACAUGCAAUUUUGGACAUGGGAUCAGAUCAUGAAUCUCGACAUUGGUGAAAUUGCUGCCCAGAGAAGUUUUGUUUUUUUGUGGUGUGGAAGUUCUGAAGGCUUGGAUAUGGGUAGAGUUUGUUUGAGAAAAUGGGGAUUUAGAAGGUGUGAAGAUAUUAGUUGGAUCAGAACGAAUAUAAAAAAUCCAGGACACUCGAAAAAUAUUGAACCUAAGGCCGUAUUUCAGAGAACGAAAGAACAUUGUUUGAUGGGAAUAAAAGGGACUGUUAGGAGAUCAACAGAUGGAGAUUUUAUACAUGCUAACGUGGAUAUUGAUUUGAUUAUAUCUGAAGAAAAUGAAUAUGGGAUUUUGGAAAAACCAGUAGAAAUAUUUCACAUAAUCGAGCAUUUCUGUUUAGGUAGAAGACGACUCCAUUUAUUUGGCAGAGACAGCACCAUAAGACCUGGUUGGAUAACCGUUGGACCUGAUCUGACCAAUUCGAAUUUCAACGUUGAAUUAUACAGUUCCUCCUUCACACCAACAACUCUAACUACUGGUUGCACAGAAAGAAUUGAGGCGCUCAGGCCAAAAAGCCCACCUGCUAAAAAUAAAGGAAAUUCAGGAAAUAGAGGACGUGGUAAUUUUCAGAGAGGUCGUGGUAGAGGACGAUGAUAAAUGCCAUCCAAGUAUGGAAGAAAUGUGGAUGCAAAAUACAAAUUUAUUUUCAUUAUUUUCUUCUUGUAUCACUAUCUGAACUAAAUAUUUCCAAGUCGUAAUAAUCUGGAUGGAAUUUUUUUUUGUGAAAGUUGAUCUUGACCUAAUUAUUAAUGAAGUUGUAAUUAAUAAUAAUAUUAAUAAAGUUGAGUACUCAUUUUA